AUGGCCGGGAAGGGUGAGGGACCGGCGAUCGGGAUCGAUCUCGGAACAACCUACUCGUGUGUGGGGGUCUGGCAGCACGACAGAGUUGAGAUCAUCGCGAAUGAUCAGGGGAACCGGACGACCCCGUCCUAUGUGGCGUUCACCGACACCGAGCGCCUCAUUGGGGAUGCCGCCAAGAACCAGGUGGCCAUGAAUCCGACGAACACCGUCUUCGGUAAGUCUCAUACCGGUUGAUCCUCUUCCCUCUAAUGCUUUUCACUAGUCGAUUUAGGCUCUACAUUGUCUCCCUGCUUGCUAUGAGAUGUUUUUCUUUUACUGUUAAUUAUGUCGGGAUUAGGCUGCUCAUAGUUGUUGUCUCCCUCGUUCUAGUUGGGAGAAUCCGAAACUCUCUAAGCCUCUUCGAACGCGAAGUCAUUCAGUUUUUCUUCAUCAUCCCUGCGAAUUAGAGAGCACCAGGGUAACUGACAAACCAGAAAAAAUCAUCCAUCUACUGUCGUACAGAUGUCAAUGCAUUAACCAAGCGCAUAAUACAGCCAGUCUUGUCGUUCUCAUUGAUCACUGUGGAUUUCCUUUCACUUCCUUUUUCCAUGUCGUCGCGUAAAUCUGUUGAUAUGGGAAUAAUUCGCGUUGGUUUACUUUAUGUCGGCCUUAAAAGAAAAAAAACUACAUCACCAAGUUACAUCUGAACAGCCUUUACUCGGAUCAAAUAUCUAUCUACGGUGUACGGCGAGUACUAAUCGAAAUUCAUUUUGCUUUCUUAGAUGCGAAACGUCUGAUCGGUAGGAGGAUAUCCGAUCCAUCCGUCCAGAGCGACAUUAAACUAUGGCCAUUCAAGGUCGUCCCUGGACCCGGAGAAAAGCCCAUGAUUGCCGUUCAGUACAAGGGCGAGGAGAAGCAAUUCGCCGCUGAGGAGAUAUCCUCAAUGGUUCUCGUAAAGAUGCGCGAGAUCGCCGAAGCGUACCUGGGAUCCACAGUUAAAAACGCCGUGGUCACUGUGCCUGCGUACUUCAAUGACUCUCAGCGUCAAGCGACGAAGGACGCUGGCGUCAUCGCCGGACUAAAUGUCUUGAGAAUUAUUAACGAGCCCACGGCUGCCGCCAUUGCUUACGGCCUUGACAAGAAGGGCGGGGGUGCAGGCGAGAAGAACGUGCUGAUCUUCGACCUUGGUGGCGGCACAUUUGAUGUAUCUCUUCUCACCAUCGAAGAGGGUAUCUUCGAGGUUAAAUCCACAGCAGGGGACACCCAUCUUGGAGGGGAAGACUUCGACAACAGGCUGGUGAACCAUUUUGUUCAGGAGUUCAAGAGGAAGCACAAGAAGGAUAUCAGCGGCAAUCCAAGGGCUCUGAGGAGAUUGAGGACGGCAUGUGAGCGGGCGAAGAGGACCCUGUCCUCCACAGCCCAGACAACUAUAGAGAUCGACUCGCUGUCCGAGGGGAUUGAUUUCUUCUCUACCAUCACCCGCGCCCGAUUCGAGGAACUGAACAUGGAUCUCUUCAAGAGGUGCAUGGAGCCUGUGGAGAAAUGUCUGAGAGAUGCUAAGAUGGACAAGAGCAGCAUCCACGAUGUCGUCCUGGUCGGGGGCUCCACUAGAAUCCCAAAGGUCCAGCAGCUACUACAAGAAUUUUUCAAUGGGAAAGAGCUCUGCAAGAGCAUCAAUCCAGACGAGGCGGUGGCAUACGGGGCGGCUGUUCAGGCCGCAAUCUUGACCGGCGAGGGCAACCAGAAGGUGCAGGACCUGCUGCUUCUGGACGUGACUCCUCUCUCCCUCGGCCUGGAGACGGCCGGAGGAGUCAUGACCGUGCUGAUCCCCAGGAAUACCACAAUCCCCACCAAGAAGGAGCAGAUCUUCUCCACCUAUUCGGAUAACCAGCCGGGCGUCCUCAUCCAGGUCUUCGAGGGCGAGAGGACCAGAACCAAGGACAACAAUCUCCUGGGCAAGUUUGAGCUCUCCGGCAUCCCUCCUGCUCCCAGGGGUGUUCCCCAGAUCACCGUGUGCUUCGACAUCGACGCUAAUGGCAUCUUGAACGUCUCCGCCGAGGACAAGACCACGGGGCAGAAGAACAAAAUCACCAUCACCAACGACAAGGGCCGGCUGAGCAAGGAGGAAAUCGAGAGGAUGGUGCGCGAGGCGGACAAGUACAAGGCCGAGGACGAGGAGAUCAAGAAGAAGGUGGAGGCCAAGAACGCCCUCGAGAACUACGCGUACAACAUGAGGAACACCAUCCGGGAUGAGCAGAUCGCCUCGAAGCUCACUCCAGGAGAGAAGAAGAAGAUCGAGGACGCCGUCGACGGGGCCAUCCGCUGGCUGGACGGGAACCAGCUGGCGGAGGCGGAGGAGUUCGAGCACAAGAUGAAGGAAUUGGAGAGCGUGUGCAACCCCAUCCUCGCCAAGAUGUACCAGGGAGGAGCAGCGGCAGCCGGACCGAAAACGGCGGGGAAGAAGUACGAAUCCGGGGGGUUCCCUCCCGCCGGUGCAACCGCGGCAACAGGAGGCCCGACGAUCGAGGAAGUCGACUGA
Messenger RNA from Spirodela intermedia, 2518 nucleotides. The record is from the annotation of a GenBank genome assembly. NCBI's taxonomy places the organism in Eukaryota, Viridiplantae, Streptophyta, Magnoliopsida, Alismatales, Araceae.